Molecule: messenger RNA, 1972 nt
Organism: Otolemur garnettii (small-eared galago)
Lineage: Eukaryota; Metazoa; Chordata; Mammalia; Primates; Galagidae
Gene: CXADR
Product: CXADR, Ig-like cell adhesion molecule
Exons: 7
Coding region: 290-1387 (365 amino acids)
Biological process (GO): homotypic cell-cell adhesion
Cellular component (GO): basolateral plasma membrane; intercalated disc; bicellular tight junction
Molecular function (GO): cell adhesion molecule binding
Source: RefSeq, a predicted model, not a curated record
AAUUCCGCACGGGGCGGGUCCCCCAGGCAGAUGCGCUGGGCUUGCCGCGCGCGGUUGCCUUGGUAACCGCACGCGGCUGCGGGAGUCGCCUUUCGCCGCUCGGCCCGGGCCAUUGCCGGAAGUGACGCGAGUUCACCUGCCGAGCGGGGGCGGGGGUGCAGAGGUGCCGCGGUCGGAGCCGCAGCCGCCGCCGCCGCGAGCCAGUCGGGAGCACGCCAGGCGCCGGGAGACUGGGACCGGGAGCGACAGCCGCCUACCUGCAGCCGCCGCCCACGGCACGGCAGCCACCAUGGCGCUUCUGCUGCGCUUUGCGCUCUUGUGGGGAGUCGCGGAUUUCACCCAGAGUUUGAGCAUCACUACUCCUGAACAGAUGAUUGAAAAAGCCAAAGGGGAAACGGCCUAUCUGCCGUGCAAAUUCACACUUAGUCCUGAAGACCAGGGACCGCUGGACAUCGAGUGGCUGAUAUCACCAGCUGAUAAUCAGAAGGUGGAUCGAGUGAUUAUUUUAUAUUCUGGAGAUAAAAUUUAUGAAGACUACUAUCCAGAUCUGAAAGGACGAGUACAUUUUACGAGUAAUGAUCUUAAAUCUGGUGAUGCAUCAAUAAAUGUAACGAAUUUACAGUUACUGGAUAUUGCCACCUAUCAGUGCAAAGUGAAAAAAGCUCCUGGCGUUGCAAAUAAGAAGAUUCAGCUGACAGUUCUUGUUAAACCUUCAGGUACAAGAUGUUACAUUGAUGGAUCAGAAGAAAUUGGAAAUGACUUUAAAUUAAAAUGUGAACCAAAAGAGGGUUCACUUCCAUUACGAUAUGAAUGGCAAAAAUUGUCUGACUCACAGAAAUUGCCUGCCUCAUGGUUACCAGAAAUGACUUCAUCUGUUAUAUCUGUAAAAAAUGCCUCUUCUGAGUACUCUGGGACAUACAGCUGUACAGUCAGAAACAGAGUGGGCUCUGACCAGUGCCUGCUGCGCCUGGACGUCGUUCCUCCUUCAAAUAGAGCUGCAACAAUUGCGGGAGCUAUUAUAGGAAUUUUGCUUGCUCUAGUGUGCAUCGGUUUUAUCGUCUUUUGCUGCCGUAAGAAGCGCAGAGAAGAAAAAUAUGAAAAGGAAGUUCAUCAUGAUAUCAGGGAAGACGUGCCUCCUCCAAAGAGCCGUACAUCCACUGCCAGAAGCUACAUAGGCAGCAAUCACUCAUCCCUGGGAUCCAUGUCUCCUUCCAACAUGGAGGGAUAUGCUAAGGCUCAGUAUAACCAAGUGCCAAGUGAAGACUUUGAACGCGUUCCUCAGAGUCCGACUCUCCCACCUGCUAAGGUAGCUGCCCCUAAUCUAAGUCGAAUGGGAGCGGUGCCUGUCAUGAUUCCAGCACAGAGCAAGGAUGGGUCUAUAGUAUAGACUCUCCAUACCUCUCAUCUACACUCUCCGUGUUUCUUUCCACUUGAUAAAUGAAAACAUAUUCUGGUCUAAAUUAUGUUUCUAGCCUCAAAAUAUAUCAAAAAGAAAUUGAUCAGAAAACUGUAAGAAAUAUACUUCAAAAACAUUUUUUUUGGUUAUAUUAAAGUAGGUAAAGACAAAUUUACCAUCUGAUCAAGCCAGCUGGGUUUUUUUAGAGAUUGAUUUUAAUGGGUUCUAAAUAAGAAGACCUAUGUAAGAUGUAGGUAGCACUUUGAAUAUCAAAUCUUAAGUGAAGAAACUGGUGAACUGAUAUGUAUACCAAGUUGAUACGUGAAUCAUGUGAAAGUGGUACUUUAUAAUUUCUACCAUUUUUAGGGUGUGUCUCAUUUAUUUAUGACCUGAUAGUCUCCUCCAAAUUAGUAAAUGGCAAAAUUACUUGUAUAUGUUUGCACUUGUUUUUGAUAGCUUCUUUGACAACUCUAAAUGUGUUUGGAAUAUCUCUAAUAACAUAGAAAACAUUACUAUGUUUUAGAAAUUACUAGUUUUUUGGGGCAGCACUUGUGGCUCAAAAGGGUAGAGGGCCGG